UGUAACUGAUAGGCUAUGUAAAAUAAAGAUAACCCCGAAGUCCUGGUAUGACCCUAAUAAUAAUAAAAAUGCGUCGCCCCUGAAAGAUAAAAACGUACCUUGUGCUUUUAAAAAAAAUUUUCUUCUCAAAAUGUAAACCAAGACAUUAUGUUAGGUAUUUUGCAAUUGUUUUUAUAGCUUAUUGUGUAUUAAUACAUCUUGGCAGGAUGCCGACUGACAGGCACAAGAGUCAGAGAGUAGGCGUGUCGCGGACGGAGCACUGCUGUGUCAGUCACCCAGUCAUCUGGCUGAAGAGGCGGUGACGUGGAGUGGAAGUCGAUUGCAAAAAAAAAAGCUUCAACAGUCUACAGUUCUCUUUAGGAACGUACCGCUGCUAAAGGGGGACACUGAAAUGAGAGCAAACGCCGCAAAUCACAUCGGCUCACUUUUAGAGAAGACGCGCUCCCGCACGCGACUGCAAUGUAGUUGAAGGGGGGGAGGAAAGCUCGUUUGGGGGAGUCUUCGACGAGGUGGAUUUUUCUUUACCCGCAGAAGAGGAAAGGGAGUCGGACUGAGCUUUUGGGUGGAAGAGCGGAUCAUGCUGUCACCGUUUUUAGCUUACUUUGUGGCGGUGCUGCUGCUGUGCCGGGUAGCGUCCUCGCAGUACUCGAGCGACCAGUGCAGUUGGAGGGGAAGCGGGCUGACGCACGAGGCUCACGCGCGGGACGUGGAGCAGGUGUACCUGCGCUGCUCCCAGGGCUCGCUGGAGUGGCUGUACCCCACGGGCGCCAUCAUCGUCAACCUGCGGCCCAACAUGGCCGCCCAGGCCGCCGGGCCGCUCAGCGUCUGCGUCAAGCCCGCGGCGGACUCGCGCGGCGCCAACGUCUACCUGGAGAAGGGCGGCCGGCUCCGGCUGCUGCUGCGCGAGCAGGACCAGGCGCCGGGCCGCCUGCACUGCUUCGGCCUCCAGGAGGGGGCGCUGUUCAUCGAGGCCGUCGCCCGCCGCGACAUCAGCCGCAAGAUCACCGCCUUCCAGUACGAGCUGUUCAGCGGCAGGCAGAGGCCCGAGCUGCACUCCCUGACGGCUCCCUGUCAGCCUUGCAAUGAUGCAGAGGUACUUCUCGCUGUGUGCACCAGUGAUUUUGCUGGGCGUGGCAGUAUCCAGGGGGUGGAGGAGGAGGCGGGGCAGUCGGCGGUUGCCGUAAGGUUGAGCCAGCUGUACAGGCAGAAGAGCAAGGUGUUCAGCUCGGCGGGGGGGGCGGGCCAGCGAUGGGUGGGGCGAGUGAAGACGCCCCUCCAGUGCGGCGUGAGGCCCGGGGAGGGCGAGUUCCUCUUUACCGGGACGGUACAUUUCGGGGAGGCAUGGCUGGGGUGCGCCCCGCGGUACAAGGACUUCCUGAAGCUGUACCAGGAGGCCGUGGCGCAGGGAACCAAUCCCUGUCACAUAGACACAGAAUGAACCGCUAACCGGGCGGCUAACGCUGGAAACGCCAGGUCCCCGCCGUCCGCCUGCCCAAAUCGGGCAGGGGACGGAGAAGGGGCCAGAGCUGUCGGGAUGUGCUCCCUUGUCCCAUGGACAAAACCCUCCCUCCAAAAACCUUGCUGUCUUAACGCUCUGUUUGACAGAGGCCGAAGCUCUUAAAUGUUGCCUAGCAACGCAAUCAGCUGGACUGUUUUUUUUUGUGUUUGAAUUUCUCUCUCUCUCUCUCUCUGAAGCCAACAUCCAUUCCAAUCUGGAAUGUCUUAAGACUACCCUUUUUUUUGGAAGAGGAAUGCUGUCUUUGCCACCGAUAACUACGUUGACAUUGACAACCGUAGCGGUAGCACUCACCCAACCUCCCCCCCCCCCCCCCCCCCCCCCCCCCCACUGUAGCAGCCGCUGGUGUGCGUGUGGAAGAACAUUGUAAAUGAGAAGUUGCCACUGCUUUGUAAAAAGCUUGAUGUACAGUGUGAUGUUGUUUCUUAUGACAGAAAUGGACAGUAUGCAGCUAAUACUGCUGUUUUGUUUUCAUGUUUUAUUUUGUUGUUAUUGGUGUUGUUGUUUUUUUGUUUGUUUUUUUUUUUUUUAAAGUGCAAUUGCAGUCUGUGAUUUUUCUUCAGGAGAAGAAUUGUGAAGAGAUAAAAGUUGUGUUUUUCCAGAGAAUAAAGACAUCUUCCUGGAA
Anguilla anguilla (European eel) is the source of this 2141-nucleotide messenger RNA. RefSeq names its product meteorin-like protein. Gene Ontology annotation, biological process: energy homeostasis; positive regulation of brown fat cell differentiation. The record is from RefSeq and is a predicted model, not a curated record. NCBI's taxonomy places the organism in Eukaryota, Metazoa, Chordata, Actinopteri, Anguilliformes, Anguillidae. Gene Ontology annotation, molecular function: hormone activity.